Molecule: messenger RNA, 600 nt
Organism: Coprinopsis cinerea okayama7#130
Lineage: Eukaryota; Fungi; Basidiomycota; Agaricomycetes; Agaricales; Psathyrellaceae
Exons: 1
Coding region: 1-600 (199 amino acids)
Source: RefSeq, a predicted model, not a curated record
AUGUUCACCAACAACCCCGUCCCUUACGAAUUCACCCUCCUCGCUCGAAGCCUUUUCUCCCUGAGCGGUCUAUUCAACGUCAUCCUAUUCUUCACAACGAGAUACGAUUUAGUCGCGGGCGUCUCCGGGGCUCCUCAACCCCAAAGCACUGCAGGCACAGUUCCCACUCAGGCGCCUAACGGAGCGGCGGGCGGGAACUACUACAGAGAGAAAGCUAAUGGGACGCUCGAUUCACGGUCCUAUCCAUCUUCGCCCCUCUCGCCAUACGCGACGCACGACCCACUUCUCUCGAACCUAAAACCCAACUACAAGCAGCAUGGGCGUCUACCUCACUCACCGCUUUUGCACCACUCUUACGGUCAGCAGGAGUCUCCGUCUCAUGCUAACCGGCAAGAAAUCAACUUUGGCCCGCACGGUAUUUACUCUGAUGCUCAACAUCAGCCGUACGAGAUGGGGGAUCGAGAUCGAGGGAGCGUGAUCCAGGUUAACGAAGCGUCUUGGUCGAAGGAUCCCAGCUCCAGCACCCAGAGGACUCUGGAAAGUUAUCACGAUGAGGAUAGUGACGAGAUGGGGAUCCCUCCACCGGCUAUCAGGGGAUAA